Messenger RNA from Anolis carolinensis (green anole), 13253 nucleotides. It is a transcript of the gene xkr4, whose product is annotated as XK related 4. Lineage: Eukaryota; Metazoa; Chordata; Lepidosauria; Squamata; Anolidae. Gene Ontology annotation, cellular component: plasma membrane. The record is from RefSeq and is a predicted model, not a curated record. The transcript has 3 exons. Gene Ontology annotation, biological process: phosphatidylserine exposure on apoptotic cell surface; engulfment of apoptotic cell; apoptotic process involved in development. Bases 684 to 2738 code for a protein of 684 amino acids.
CGGCCUGAGGUGACAAAGCAGCGCUAAUGAGGCGCUCGACAGGGACAGGCGGGGAGCCAGUUACCACCUCCCAGACCUCCACUGCGAGCCCCGCAUCCUUGUGGGGAGAGGGGCUGCGGUGAAGCCCAAGCGCUUUCAAGGGGUGUAAAGAAACCCGCCACGCCCUCCUUUCCCUCCCUCUGGCCGAUACAGACACACACCUCUCCCUCUGUGUGUGUCUCUCUCCCUUUCCCUGGCAGGCCACUCCCCUCUCCACCCGCCCUGGCCCUUUCCACAUCCUUCCUCCCCUUCGCCUCCCCUCCUCAAGCGCCCCCUCCUCCUCCUGUUGCGCCCUGCCUCCUCCCCUCCGCACGCGUGUCUCAGAGAGAGAGAGAGAGGGAGAGAGAGAGAGGGAAGGGGGAUGGCUGGGUGGGGAGGGGGAGAGGGAGAGGGAUGAGGUCAUCCUCUUUCCCGGCGUCAGUCAGCUGGGUGGCGGCGGCGGCGGCGGCGGAGGCAACGGCGGCAAAGCCAGGCCGAGGCAGGCAAGGAUGCGCCGCCGGAGCGGGGAGCGCUCUUUGGGGGGACCGGGCUGAGGAGGAGGAGGAGAAGGGGCGAGAGGGGCGCGCCUCGUCCGCGGGGCCCGGCGGGGAAGCCUCUCGCUCCGCGCUCCCCUGCCGCCUUCGCCUCCCUUCGCUCCCCGCAUCAUGGCCGCGAAGUCGGACGGGGGCCGGCUGAAGAUGAAGAAGGGCAGCGAGGUGGCCUUCACGCCGCUGCAGAACUCGGAGCACUCGGGCUCGGUGCCGGCGCUGGCCUCGGCGGGCUUGCCUUCCUCGGAGGGCGCCGGGGCGGGGGGCGAGGACGACGAGGCGCCCGGGGGCGGAGGCGGGGGCUGCUGCUGCGGCGGCUCCGGCCACCGGAGGCAGGGCGGCGGAGGGGGCGGCGGCGGAGGGGGCUGCCGGUGCUGCUGCGGCGCGGGGGGCGGCGGGGAGGCGCCGUCGUCGUCGUCGCGGGGCCCGCGGGGCUCGGGCGGCGGCUCCUCCUCGCUCUGCCUGCGCCUCGGCCGCGAGCAGCGCCUCUACUCGCUCUGGGACGGGCUCUGGAUCCUCGCCGCCGUGGCCGUCUACUUCGCCGACGUGGGCACCGACCUCUGGCUGGCCGCCGACUACUACCUGCGGGGCCAGCGCUGGUGGUUCGGCCUCACGCUCUUCUUCGUGCUGCUGGGCUCCCUCUCGGUGCAGGUCUUCAGCUUCCGCUGGUUCGUCCACGACUUCGGCGCCGAGGAGGGCGGGGGCCCGGCGGCGGCCUCCUCGUCUUCCUCGCCGCCCGCCAACCAUGCCGCCAAUGCCGCCGCCUCCUCGGGGCCCGGGCACGGCGAGACCAAGCUGCUGGUGAGCAGCGGCUCGGCGGCGGCGGAGAUGGACGCGGCGGCCCGGCCGGGGACGCCGCAGAGGCAGGCCUCCAUCGCCGGCAAGGGCAACCCCGCCUACGGCAACCCCGGGAGCGGCGGCGGCGGCCUCCCCAACGCUCCCAAGGGCCGCUCCGCCUCCUGCGCCUUCUGCAUCUGGCUCCUCCAGAGCCUCGUCCACAUCCUGCAGCUGGGCCAGAUCUGGAGGUAUUUUCACACGAUAUACUUGGGCAUCAGGAGUAGGAGGAGUGGAGAUAAUGACAGGUGGCGCUUUUAUUGGAAAAUGGUCUAUGAGUAUGCAGACGUGAGUAUGCUGCACUUGCUUGCUACAUUUCUGGAAAGUGCCCCACAACUGGUCCUGCAGCUCUGCAUUGUUGUACAGACACGCACUCUUCAAGCUCUCCAAGGUCUUACUGCUGCAGCAUCUCUUGUGUCUUUGGCCUGGGCUUUGGCUUCGUAUCAAAAAGCUCUCCGUGAUUCCCGUGAUGACAAGAAACCAAUCAGUUAUAUGGCUGUAAUCAUCCAGUUUUGCUGGCAUUUCUUCACAAUUGCAGCCAGGGUGAUUACUUUUGCUCUCUUUGCCUCCGUUUUCCAACUCUACUUUGGGAUCUUCAUCGUUCUCCAUUGGUGUAUCAUGACCUUCUGGAUUGUCCAUUGUGAGACAGAGUUCUGCAUCACUAAGUGGGAAGAAAUUGUCUUUGACAUGGUUGUUGGGAUAAUUUAUAUCUUUAGUUGGUUCAAUGUCAAGGAGGGAAGGACACGCUGUAGGCUUUUUAUUUAUUAUUUUGUUAUCCUUUUGGAAAAUACUGCUCUGAGUGCCCUUUGGUACCUAUACAAGGCUCCUAUGAUUUCUGAUGCAUUUGCCAUUCCGGCACUAUGUGUGGUAUUCAGCAGCUUUUUAACUGGCAUUGUUUUUAUGCUGAUGUACUAUGCCUUCUUUCACCCCAAUGGACCAAGGUUUGGGCAGUCGCCAAGCUGUGCUUGUGAGGACUCUGUAGCUGCCUUCACACUUCCUCCAGAAGUAGCAUCAAGUACUUUAAGGUCUAUUUCUAAUAACCGGAGUGUCACAAGCGACCGGGAUCAGAAAUUUGCAGAGAGAGAUGGGUGUGUACCCGUCUUUCAGGUGAGGCCAACUGCACCUUCUACCCCUUCAUCCCGGCCUCCAAGGAUUGAAGAAUCUGUCAUUAAAAUUGAUCUUUUCAGGAACAGGUAUCCAGCAUGGGAGAGACAUGUAUUGGACAGGAGCCUACGAAAGGCCAUUUUAGCUUUUGAAUGUUCUCCUGCUCCUCCACGACUACAAUAUAAAGAUGAUGCCCUUAUACAGGAGCGGUUGGAAUAUGAAACAACACUAUAAAUAUUUUUUAAAGCAAAAUAAACUCAAUGCAGCGGCUGUGAUACAUCCAAAUAAAAGGGUGCUAUAAGGGCCGUGGCAAUAACUUAAACUUCACUCUACAACAGAGCAGCAAACUAUAAUAGUAUCCUUACUCUGGCUACCAUCAUGAUUAUCAUUUGAUCCACUUUUCCACAGUCUGUCUGCAAUACACCUAGAAAGCAGCAGUAUCGAAGAGCCUCAAAGAAUCAGUAGUUUUGACUGAAAAAUAGACCUGGUUCAAUAACUUCCUAUUUCCUUCAAAGUGCACUGCAUAGCAUUUUAAAUUAAAGGAGGAGAAUUUGAAUGAAUGAUAUCAGUUACCAGUUAGUGCUUUUAUUAAUGUUGUUUUAGAGAAAAUUCGAUUAUUGAUGUUUGCAUUUAUAGAACGAAGAAUUUGCAAACUGAAGAAAUCAUUUAGAAAAACUUGUCAAAAUCACUUAUUUUGUAAAAGGCAAUAUUACUGUUAUGUGAAUUCUAGUUUCUAUAAAAGAAAUUAUAUCAUCCUCUAGUCUUGAAUAGGUAAAUCAUAAAAUAUUUACAAAAGAGUUAUUAUUGAAAAAAAACAUUAUUGGUUUUUUCUACUCUAGAACUAAAUUAGAUUCUAAUAUAUCUAAUUAUAUGUGUUGUAAUCAAAGUAGCUAUUGAGUUUCUUGAUUUAUUCACUUAUUUUCUUUUUUUUAUCUAAAUCAAUAUUAUAUGUACAACUUCAGGGGUUUGUUUGUUUUUUUAAAGGAAAUUCUAUGCAGAUGACCCCACCCCCAGUUUUCAGCAAAUGCAAGAAGCUCUAGCAUUUAUCAAUGUACAUUAAAUGAUAAUCAUGAUUAAGUUUUCAAUUGCAAAAAAGAGAGAAAUGAAAACAAGGUAAAAUUCAUCAUUCUGAGCCUUUUACAGACUAUGUUUAAAACAGCAUCAAGAGAUAAAAUGUCUUUUUGCUUAUUUUUUCAGGUUCUGGGAUGCUUGGUGUUGUGUUUGUGUGUGUAUGAGAGAGAGUGAAUAUAGAUGUGAUAACCAACCACAGCAUAUCACACCUUUCUAGUGCCAAACAUUGUGUAACUGCAAAUUUGAUAUUAUUGUUUGACGGACAGAACAUGUGUAACACAGGAAGCAAGAAGCUGGGAAGAAAAAACCUACAUCCUUCAUUUCCAGGCUCUGCCUAAAGUGAAAACCAAACACCUGUGUGUAAGUAUAUAAUGUAAUCAUAUAGGAAACCAAGCUGUGCACAAGGUAUUCUUGAUCUGGCCAAAAUCUGUUUCACUACAUUCAGACACAAUGCUGAAUCAUGAUUUAGCAUUACACAAAUGAACUUCAGCAAGUUUUUUGUACUACUCGUUCCGCCAUAAUGGGUGUGAAACUGGAUGUUCCAAAGUACAUUUUAGAUUAACUGGGGAUUAUCAUGUUAUCUAAAGUCUUGACUAAGCAAUUUCUCUUUGCUUAUGUGAAAUAAGACUGCUUUAUUAACAAAAGAAGGCCUUUUUAGACCUAACCAUACUUAGAAUAACAAUAGUUAUUCUGGAUUUACUACCUGAGGUUAAUCUAAAAGAAAAAUAAGCAUUACUUGGCUUCUCUUAGUAAUGCCACAGAGAUGAGGUGGUGCAAAAAUCAUAGGUUUGAUUCAUUUGUACAGUGCUAAACUGUGGUUUAGAGAACUUAUACAGGAGUGGCUUUGCUUACAAAAUAAAAUACCUCUUUACCUUGGUAAAGAUAAUUAUGUAUUUCCUUAUAUUAAAAGUAUCCCUUGAUGGUGCUUUCAGUUGCAUUAAAGGUGCAAAUCAAAAUUUGAUAGUAUUUUUUUUAAAGAAACAAAACUUGGUGCAAACUGGAAUAACUCAUGGAGUAUGUUGAUAUUUUUAUAAAGCAAAAACACAGGACACAAAGGUGUUACUUUUUAUAACCUUUUCUCAUAUAUUUCAGUCUCUUUAAUAACUUAAAAGUUUAAAGAUUGGUCUACAGUUACAUCAGCUGAUCCUUUGUGCAUUAAUAUGAUGUUGUAUUAAUUUGUUUUACAAUAUAAUGCCAUAUGAAAGCUUCCAUGGGUACUUUUAGGCUAUUGUAAGAACGAUGAAAUUUUCAGCUAAGUGUUUCAAACACAGCACAAUGUGUAUACUGGAUGAAAUAGUAAAAUCCUGUUUCUGCUACAGAGAGAUUUAACAAACAACUAAUGUGUGAUAAACAAGGGAUACGAAGAUCUAAUAUUUCAAUACCAUGAUCUCACACAUACUUGUGAUAUUGGAUUGCUGGCUUCUGGUUCUAUACAUUUUCCAGGAAGUAGCAAACCACAAUCUCCACAUACAUCUGCACAGCUCUAGAACCUUCAAAUUACUGUUGGAUACACAGAAAUAAUAACCUAAAAAGUAGUUUUAUUGUGUUAUUCACCAGCAGACACAUCUCUUUAAGUGUAUCUUUAAAAUUACUGGCCGUAAUAAUGUACCAGUUAUAACUGUAAUAAGAAAAUUGUGUGUAAACAUAGCAAACUAAAUCAACUUUUUCUCUAAGGAAGAACUCAGAAUAUCUAUAUGUCUUCUUCAGCAGAGUGAAUAAUGUCUUGAAAUUUGCAAUUCAAUUAUCAUUGAACUCAGUCCAACUUGAACAAAGUUUUAACUAAGUACUUACAUGUGAGAUGAUUAUUGGCCUGACCCUAAGUUGAGAUGUGCCAACAAAAACGUUCCCUGGGAUAUGACAUGUUGAAAGAGCUUACCGAAACCAAAUCUGACAGGUCUUGAAGGAAGAUUAUGGCAGUAUUCCAGCAGAUUUGAAGUUUAAAUUUUAGAUAAAACAGAAAGCCAGUCUAUUACACGAGAUGAGAAAUCAUGGUUUCAUAUGUUAGGGUUUUAUCCAAAUUAAGUCACAUUUUAGUCUCAUGUAAAUGAGAUGGAAUAGUUAGCCAGAACUAACUUAAGUUCCACUCAUGUAAUUGAGAUAGGGGAUACAAUCAUGUUUCUAUUAAUGAUGAGUAAGACCUAGUAAACCCAAAAAGACCUUUGCAUAGACAAGUGUAGGCUUAUGCAUGACUGUCAUUUGAGACCCCAUUAAACCAUAGCAUGAUGCAAUGGGAAUAGGGAGAUAACCAUUUCUGAACAAGUCAACAUUGUAACAUAAAAAACUGAAUCUGCUGAUAGAUCCAGCAGAUAGAGUCUUUUUUCUGUUACAGAAUUUGUAACACAGAAUGAUUCGAUGAGAUUUUCUUAUCCAUAAGAAUUUAGAUAUAAUAUAUUUCUUGACUUUAACAAAUUUUACACUGCCAAGUCUUGAAAAUAAAACACCAGUGGAAGGAGUAAAUCCAUAUUAAAUACCUAGUGCAUUCAUGCAAUAGCCCAUGAGUAUAAUUCCAAGGUAGAAAUGGCAAAGCAGACGAUAUACUGUAGCUAGCAUAUAUAAUAUAUGUGAUGUUGAAAUAUCGUCCGUUUAGUACAGCAUAUAAAAUAUUGCAGCAGGUGGAUGUUCUCUUUCCAAAUCUAGUUUAGCAGGUUACUAUUCAUUCCCUAAAAAGAUAUUUUGCCAUAUUCACACCCAGCUAAUAGACUGUUUAAUUCCAAAUUGGAAGGAGUGGAAGAAACAGAUAUGAAGGCAGAUAUUAGCAGAUAUGAGUGACCCCGUGGUCAUUUUGCUGACAUCAAGUGAGAAGGGGCAUAUUUAGUGGAUGAAAGGCAUAUGCAUUCCUGUAUGGCUGGUAGAAAAUAGGUAGACAUUUCUAUGGUGGGUGCAAAUGGGUGGAGGCUGAGAAGAUAGGCUUAGGGAUGGAAAGAAUAUUUGAAAAUGUUUAAAAACUUCUUUCUAAGCUAUUUUCCCAAUGGAGAGGUUAGCGUUGUGACUGUUGUUUCCACAGGGUUUUGUUUUGGGCAUCCUCGGGUCUCAGGUUGGCAGCAUGCAUGUCUUUGUUAGUGCUGUCCAUUCACCUUUUCUUUGGCCAUCCAUAUAGUCAUCCUGCAAUCUCCAGAUUUAGUGUUGUUUGUGCUGAUGUUGGUUCUCUUCUCAUGACAUGGCUGUACCACCGUAGUCUUGCUUCCUUCAUUUUCUUGCUGAUCGCUUUUAUUCCUAGUCUUUGACUAGAAAUUCCUUGUUUUCUGCUCAGGUGAUAAUGCCAUGUAAUGUCUACAUUACAAAUAUAGCUUUGUGUACUUUCAGCAUGACUCUGAAAAAUGCCAUCCCAGUGCGCUGGGAUUAAAAUCAGCAAGAGAUUUCAAUAUAUUUCAGGGUGCUGCUGAGAAAGGAGACAUUUGUCUGAAUGUUCUUCUCAUCCUUUUCCAAAAUACUAUUAAACUUUCAGCAACUCUAAAAGGGAGAAAUACAAUAAUCUCUAUCAUUUCUGUUAGGGUCUUAACUGUAACUUAUGCAUGUAUUCAUAGUAUCAGCUGAAGGAUAUUUUUUAGCUAUUGAUUUCAAUCCAAGGAGCAGUUUCUCCCUCAUCUGCCACAGGAAUCAGUCUUCUUUUUUUUACUAGAAAUAGUUCACUAAGAUUAACCCUUUUUAUCUUUUUUGCCUAUAUCCAUGGGUCUACAGUCUUUACAGCAUAAUUCUAAAGACUGUGGAAUACAUUUCCAGCGAUGACUUUAUUGCCCCAUAGCUUCAUUUUAACUUCUGCUCUUAAACUUUGUAAUCUGUCAGGUUUCGAUGAGGCAAGUUCCAAAUAAGAUGUUUUGUUUUUCUUAGAAAUAUAUUACCAUCAAGUGAUUACAUGUUAUUACUCACUAUACUGUUUAUUUAUAUAUACUGAAGUAAGCAUCCACUUGUGCAAUAGGACUUACAUUCAGUUAAGAGUAUAUAGGAUUGCAUUAUUUAUGCUUGAGUGAAAUCAUCUACAUGGAUUUCAAAUGACAUAAUCUAUGCAGCAAAGCCAGAUUAAAAAGUGAAGAGGCAGCUCUAUAAAAACUUUGUCACUGUCAAACACUGAUAAACUCAAUCUUCUUUCCCGCAUAUACAGAGUUUUCUACUUUGUCUGUUAAUUUGAUUCCAUAGAUUUCAACUUGUGAAAUAAUAUUCCUAAACCCGAAAAGGUAUCUUGCUUACUGGAGAUGAAGAAGGAAAUAGGGAGAUGAUGAAAAAUAAAUCUGGCAGAACCAGGGAUAGAUAGAUAGAUAGAUAGAUGAUAGAUAGAUAGAUAGAUAGAUAGAUAGAUAGAUAGAUAGAUAGAUAGAUAGAUAGAUAUUCCAAAAUGAAAAUAUGAACAGAGGAAGAACUAAUCUUAUUCCAACAUGACAAAAUUUCCAUGUCCUCAUAAGAUCCCUGAAAGUUGCUCUUAUUUUACUACCCAGUCCAAGGGUCUCACAUCAUUGGAUGGACGGCAUAAGCUAACUACAACUGUUGACCAUAUCCUGUACAAAGGCUUGUAACCUUUGACAUACAGCUCUCUGACAUGGCCAAUCAUUUCUAAAGGUGCUAAUGGGAGCUCACCAAUGUGUUCUUAACCCUAUGAUCUCCACACUCAUGCCAUAAACGGUGAAAAAGGUAUCCCAUGUUAUGUCACACUCGUAUGAUCACUAAAUUUUGACAAUGCAAAUGAAGUGUUCAUUAGAAUGAUAAUGAAGUCCUGCUGCUGGUCAGAAGACCAUACUACAGGUGUAAAUCAGAAUGUGCACUUCAUUCGGUCCAGUCCAGCAAUCUUAUCAAAAAAUGUAAAUAAAAAUUGAAAUCACCAAAGAAAAAUGCCAAAGGCUAAUUAUUCUUAUGCCCUCCUAAACAGAGGAAGUAGUGAUAUCCCACAACAAAAUGCCAUCAAAGAAGUACUUGGCAAUCUUUCUUCAGUAGUCAUUGGAUGAAAGAGACAAAGAUACUUGAGAAAGGUGGAGUUGGCUUAAUAAUAACAACUGUGACAAUAAUAAUAAUGAUAAUGAUAAUAAUAAUAAUAAUAAUAAUAAUAAUAAUAAUAAUGUAAUACCCACCUCUCCUUAUGGUUUGUGGCGGGGUACAACAUAGUUACAACAAAUAGAUAAAAUGCUAUUAAAUGCAACACACACAUAGUUUAAAUGCAAGUUAAAAAUUACUGACAAAUGCAAAUAAAAUUCACAAGCUAAAGUUGACUCGGUAAGUCUUUUUUAAGACAAGUGUCUUCAGUUCUGACAGCUGAUUUAGCUGUCAGGACUCUUCUGGCAGGUCAUUCCAUAGUCUUGGGGUGGCCAAUGAAAAUUUCCUCUGGGUGAUGGCUGCCAGUUGGGUUCUGGCGGCUGGAGUAGCAGCCCUCAGAGGACCUCAGUGUGUGGGCUGAUUGUAUGGGAAGGUAGGCAACCUAGACCCAAACCAUGUAGUGCUUUGAAGGUCAAAACCAACACUUCGUAUUUUGUCCAGAAAUGAAUUGACAACCAAUGGAGUGACUUUAGUAUGGGUGUAAUGUGCUCGCUUCUUGUUGUUCAUGUACCUUAUCUGACUACAGUGAUUUGAACUAAUUGGAGUUUCCAAAUUUGGUACAGAGGUAGACCAAUGUAAAGCGUUUUGCAGAAGUCCCAUCAGGAGGUUAACAAUGUGUGCACUACCAUCCCAAAUUCUGCUCUUGCUAGCAUGGUAAACUUCCACAAAUUGCCCCCCCCCCCUUGGGUCUGCAGUGUCAUGCAGUAUUCAUUUCCUUUUGAGUCGCAGAUACUUUCUGAGUAUCUUAUAUUAAUCAAGGGUAACUAUCAGUGGUGUGCAUUUGUAUGGAAUUGCUGUUCAUUUUGUUUAGUUUCAUUCAUUUUGUUUCAGUUUAGUUUUUGUCCCCAUUUCCGAAAAUGGGGCGCCUAUACGACUAGAAUGUUCGUCUCACAUCUGAAAAAAAAAAAAAACCCCACUCGGUUUUUGGACUAGAGGGGUAAAAAUCGCCACUGAGGGUAUUUCAACCCCUUUUAGCCCACCAACUUUUAAAACGUUUGGGUCUUCCCCAGAGUGCUAUUUUUUAUUAUUAUUAAUAUUAUUAACACCCAUUGGCACACAUCAGCUGUCAUGGGAAAGCAGACCUCUCUCAGACUCAGCUUUGGAUCCCAGAGUAACUAUUGUUAUUAAUAUUAAUAUUAUUAUUAACACCCAGUGGUACAUAUCAGCUAUCAUGGGAAAGCAGACCUCUCCCAGACUCAGCUUAGGGUCCCAGAGUAAUUACUGUUAUUAAUAUUAAAAUUAUUAUUAACACCCAAUGGUACACAUCAACUAUAAUGGGAAAGCAGACCAUUGUCAGUACCUGCUUAUUGUUAUGCGCCCCAAAACGAAAGAAAAACUAAAUCAAGCACGGUGACUGUGCAGCUUUUUCUUUCAUGUCACCUUUUGUUUCAUCUGAAAAUGGCAUCUUUCAUUUCAUGCAUCUGGAUGGAUGAUACUAAACGAAUAGAUGAAUGAAACGGAUGAAACAAAUACCACUCACAUCUCUAGAAACUAUGUCAAUUAAUUCCAUUGUAGUUCCCGGUUGUGGAAAAUCAAAAUAUGUUGUGGAAUACUUUUGCAAGGCAUACCUCGAAAUGUUGUCCUCUGGCCAUAUUGUACCUGAUUGUCCUGGAGAACAUAAUAUUUUAUUGUUUUGGGCCACUGAAUCUUUUUGAAAAACUAGAUCUGGUUUUAGAUUAAGAAAUGAUGUUAUCUGAGGGCACAAUUGCUUUAUAAUGUGUAAAAUGCCUGAUUUUUUUUAUCUUAAAAGCUUUUUUCAAUAUCACUAAAAUGAAUGACAUCUACUUUGUGAAUAUACUUCAAACCUGUCAGUUUUCUAGAUUUUCCAUGUAAUUAUAAUCCACACUGUGGGUUUAGUUUGUAUACUGUGUGCCACUUUUAAACUUCAAAGGAAAUAUCAAAUAUGAUGGACCUUGGAUACUCCUCGAAAAUCCAACAAUGCCCUGAUAUAAAAGCUGCCUAUAUCCCCUGAAUUUUGCACUACUGAUGUAAUGUAACAAUAAUAUAGUCAUACUGCUUGUAUGUGUAUGUUCCUCCUCCCAUGUUCCUAUCAAGGCCACCAAUAUAGGGUUGUUCUCAUUUUCCUUCUCUAAAAUCCAUGAAGCUGACGCCCCAAGGAAUGAGAUAAGAGAGGAUAGAACUACAAUUUGCCAUGCCCCUCUAAACCAUACUCCCCAUUUUCCCUUGGAUGUUUUGCUCUUCCGAUCCCAUUAUCCCCAACAGUUGUCCAUGAAGAAAGCUGUAGUUCAAAAAAUCUGGAAGGCAUUAGGGUGAAAAAAAAAGGCUUGUCUAAAUUAAUUUGCCAUCCUUGGGUGUUGCAAAAAGUGCCUAUGUUGAAAUAAGAGUUAAUCUGGAUAAAAAUGUAUGUGAAAUUGGGAGAGGUGUGUGCAUGACUUCAGCUAAAUAUCCCUGAGCAAAGUUGCAUCAGUUUUAAAAGGAAAUGAACUUCAAGAAGGCAAAAAAGUGUUUUUGAUCCAGACAAUUCUGAGACAGUCUUGUCCAAAAAUCUAUGGACUAUUCAGCAUUCCAAAAUAGAGGGUUGUUAUGUGUUUUCCGGGCUGUAUGGCCAUGUUCCAGAAAUAUUCUCUCCUGAUGUUUUGCCCACAACUAUGGCAGGCAUCCUGAGAGGUUGUGAGGUAUAUUCCAAAAUAGAUUUGCAUUGUUCACACUAGGGACUUUAAGGAUAAACUGGCCAAAGAACUUCAACAUAAUUUUCCUACCAAAUGAAUGGCACAUCUUAGCACUGUCAGGCUUGUAAAUAAUCAUAUUCACUGGUUUAAAAAAGUGUCUUGUGAACAUACUGCUAGAAAAUUCUUCGGAGCAUUGACAUGCUCAAAUGUGGUUGCUGCCAGAAUACUAUAGCUAUAUUCUAGUUCUUAUCUCCUAUCAGAAAGCUACAAUACUAGUGUAAACAUGAAUUAAAAAAAAUUAUAUAAAAAAGUGAAAGCACACAGGGAAGCAUACAUCUUUAUAGUGAAACAAAUCAGUAACUGAAAAUUUACAUUAGUCUUUCCUUUUCCAUACAAUUACAUAGUUGGAAAAUUCACAUCAUACCAAGAGGAUUCCCAAAUAUGAUCCAGGAAAUGUUGAGACCAGGUGGAUAUUUGAAAACUGUUAAAAACUGUUUGAAUUCCAGAAACCAAGUAGGCAUUGGAGUUAUUUCAUGUCGGUUAAAUUGUGCCCUUUUUAUUAGUAUCCAAGUAUCCAUAUUCUUUUACACCUUUAAGUAAGCAAAUUCCAAGCAACCUUUGAGAUUUUUGCUGUGUUUAGCUUUUUUGACAGCUAUUUUUUAAAAACAUCAAACUACCUCAGCAGUCUUUAAUUUAUUCCCCAAAACAUUUUAAACAUGCACUUUGUAUUUUUUCAGGGUUUCUUUCUCAUUCCCAUGCUUUCCUGUUUCAAAAAGCCAUGCUAGUUAGUUUGUAGAAGAUUCUAAACAAUAGACUCUAAACAACAGAAUUGCUAACCAUUGCAGAGCACACCUUUUCCAUUUGUUCCGAUUCCUAGGGUGAUAUUUGCACAGAGACAGGUGCCUGCAUGUAUCUCCUAUGUUGCACUGUGAAAGAACAUGCUAUGUGUGUGGUUCCAGGUUGCAUCGCAUUUCUGGAGCUGGAUUGCGAACUGUGAGCACAACGUGAGAGCUCAUAAUCCUUUGCUUGAGAUGAUAGAUAACUUUAGAGGCUGAAUGAUGUGGUGAGAAUAUUAGCCAUCUGGGUUAAUGGUGCAAGAUGUUGGGUAAGGUCCGUACAUGGUUGGAACAGGACCUUGGGUCUAUGAUGUGCAAUUUAAAUAUCCAGGAACAAAAACCACAGAAGCUGCUUGUAUAUGCUUAAUUUGCCUUAAAAGAGUUGUGCUUUUCCUAUUCAUAAUACUUAGUUUAUCCUGUAUUAGGAAUAUAAUUGUAUACACAUUUUUUUCAUAAAAAGAGAAGGGUGAAGUUACUGUUAGGAACAGACUAGAAAAUUGAAUAGAAUGGACCAAUAAUUUCUUGGCUCCUGUUGUAUCCUGUUGCAUUAUACAAAGAUUGUGCUAACUAGUCAUUAUUACUGUGCUUUUACUCAAAAGUUACCAUUAUCAGAGAAACAAGUUCUGAGAGAUCACCUUUGUGUUUAUGGUAAAAUGUAGAUAUAUUUCCCUCAGUACAAGCACAGGGACUUGAGUUGGACCAUAUUCAUGACAGUUCUUGUGCAACGACUUGUAAACAUUGUACAAAGGUAUUUGGUAUUUUGUUUUGAGAUGAAAACUCAAAAUAGUUAAUGAAAAGAAAUCCUUCAUGUAAAUAGCUAUAUUCAGAUUCCAUGUAUACAAACAUUCCUUUAGAGUCCAGAUUGUGAAGAGUGUCUUUAUUGGCUAGAGAUCACUGUCUUGCUUGGCAGUGGUUACAUGUGCUAUAGUAAAGAACACAGUGUGUGAAGUAUUUGGUGUACUACAGUACCAUAGUUAUUUUGGUCUGUUAAGUAAGUUGCAAUUUGUGAUGAAAUGAAGUUGAAAGUAGUGCUUCAUACUUACAAAUUUCUUCAGUUAUAACUUGAUUUUUCUUGUAAAACUUCAAAGGAAAACUUGAAAAUUUUAUAUAUUUGGAUUUUGUAGGGUUUUUAUUUUAUUUUAUUGCAACACAAAGUACCAAAUCAUUAAAUAAAGUACACUGUGGUCAUUUUA